Molecule: messenger RNA, 7471 nt
Organism: Catharus ustulatus (Swainson's thrush)
Lineage: Eukaryota; Metazoa; Chordata; Aves; Passeriformes; Turdidae
Product: cell migration-inducing and hyaluronan-binding protein-like
Exons: 29
Coding region: 132-4214 (1360 amino acids)
Source: RefSeq, a predicted model, not a curated record
CUGCCUGCGCCUGCCUGCCCCUGCCCUGCCUGCCCCGCCAGGUGCCCGGCAGCUCCGAGAGGCUGCGGCCAGAGCCCACGGUCGGCGCUGUCGGGACAGUUAUCCAUACAGAGAAUUGAAAAUCCUGAAGAAUGGCUCUUCCUACCUUCAAGUAUCUGGCUGGAAGUUUGGGGUUUUUCCUGUUUGUAGUCUCUUCAGUAAGCACAGCAGCAGCAGCUGUCACCUGUCCUGACAGAGAUCCCGAGUUAGAAAUCUGGAACCCAGGUCACAACGAAGAAAACCGCGUGGAGAUCCGCAGUGGCAGGAAGCUGCUCCUCUCUUCUUCUGCGACUGUCCACUCUAUCCACAUCACUGAUGGAGGAAAACUGGUCAUCAAAGAUGAUGUGCAGCCCAUCAUCCUGCGUACAAGACAUAUACUCAUUGAAAAUGAUGGAGAGUUACACAUUGGCAGUGAGCUGUGCCCUUACCAAGGCAAUGUGGUUAUCAUCCUAUAUGGGAGAGCGGAUGACGGCAGCCAGCCAAACCCUUACUUUGGACAGAAGUACCUUGGGGUCAGCAAAGGUGGCACUCUGGAGAUCCAUGGGAAGAAAAAGCUGUCCUGGACUUUCCUAAACAAGACUCUUCAUCCUGGUGGCAUGGAAGAAGGUGGAUAUUACUUCGAAAGGAGCUGGGGCCACCGAGGUGUCAUUGUCCACGUCAUUGACCCGAAGACGGGGGCAGUUGUCCACUCGGACCGGUUUGAUACCUACAGAGCAAAAGAGGAAAGUAUCCGCCUGGCUCAGUAUUUGGGUAGAGUUGCAAAUGGCAUGAUCCUGUCGGUCGCAGUGAAUGAUGAAGGAUCCAGAAACUUGGAUGACUUGGCCAGGAAAGCAAUGACCAAACUGGGCAGCAAGCAUUUCCUCCACCUUGGGUUUAGGCACCCAUGGAGUUUCAUUACCAUUAAAGGAAAUCCCUCCUCUUCUGUUGAAGACCACAUUGAAUAUCAAGGUCACAAAGGGUCAGCUGUGGCCAAAGUAUUCAAACUAUUCAAAGCUGAGAAUGGAGAAUAUUUUAAUGUCUCUUCAACGAGCGAGUGGGUUCAAGAUGUAGAAUGGACAGAGUGGUUUGAGAAGCCUGACAAAGCCAGAUCUAAGGACAUGGAGAAGCUGUCUGACUUCAAAGCUGCUCAUCCUGACAAAAUCUGCAGGCAGCCCAUUGACAUCCAGGCAGUGACACUUGAUGGAGCAGAUUUAACCACUGAGGUUUUCUACAAGGGCGGCCACGAUUACCAAUUCCUGUGCCACGGCAAGGAGCAGACAGGAGAGGGCUGCCACAACUACAGAGUGAGGUUCCUGUGUGGCAAAUCUGUGAAGCCCAAGCUCACGGUAACUGUUGACACCAACGUGAACAGCACGAUCCUGAAUCUGGUGGAUGAUGUGAGCUCCUGGGAGCCUGGAGACAGGCUGGUGGUGGCAAGCACUGACUAUUCCAUGUACCAGGCAGAAGAGUUCCAGGUGCUGCCCUGCAGAACCUGCAGGCCCACCCAGGUCAAGGUAGCAGGGAAAGCCAGCUACCUGCACAUGGGUGAGGUGGUGGAUGGCGUGGACAUGCGGGCAGAAGUGGGGCUGCUGAGCCGCAACGUGCUGGUGAUGGGCGAGAUGGAGCAGCAGUGCUACGAGUACAGCAGCAAGCUGUGCUCCUUCUUCGACUUCGACACCUUUGGGGGACACAUCAAGAUUGGUCUUGAUUUUAAGGCUACCCACAUUGAAGGUCUAGAACUGAAACACAUGGGCCAGCAGACAAUGGGGCAUUACCCAAUUCAUUUCCAUAUGGCUGGAGACGUGGAUGAGAAAGGAGGCUACAACCCUCCAACGUAUGUGAAGGAAACCUCCAUCCACAACACCUUCUCCCGCUGCGUCACAGUCCAUGGAUCCAAUGGUUUACUGGUGAAGGAUGUGGUGGGUUAUGAUGCUCUGGGCCAUUGUUUUUUCACGGAGGAUGGACCAGAAGAGCGCAACACGUUUGACCACUGCCUUGGGCUGCUGGUGAAGCCCAGCACCCUGCUGCCCUCCGACCGUGACAGCAGGAUGUGCAAGCUGAUCACAGAGGGAGCUUACCCAGGCUACAUCCCUAAGCCCAGGCAGGACUGCAGUGCUGUAUCAACCUUCUGGAUAGCCAACCCGCACAACAACCUCAUAAACUGUGCAGCUGCUGGAUCUGAAGAAACAGGAUUCUGGUUUGUGCUGCACCACGUGCCGACAGGCCCCUCGGCAGGCAUGUACUCCCCUGGCUACUCCGAGCACAUGCCGAUGGGGAAAUUCUCCAACAACCGCGCGCAUUCCAACUACCGGGCUGGAAUGAUCAUUGAUAACGGCGUUAAAACCACCCCAGCCUCUGCCAAGGACAAAAGACCUAUCCUGACACUGAUUUCUGGGAGGUACAGCCCACACAAGGAUGCUGAUCCUUUGAAGCCCAGGGAACCUGCAAUAAUCGAGCGCUUUAUUGCCUACAAGAAUCAGGAUCACGGGGCCUGGCUGCGAGGUGGAGAUGUGUGGCUGGACAACUGCCAGUUUGCUGACAAUGGCAUUGGGCUGACUUUGGCAAGUGGUGGGACCUUCCCUCAUGACGAUGGCUCGAAGCAGGAAAUCAAGAACAGCCUGUUUGUUGGUGAGAGUGGGAACCUGGGCACCGAGACCAUGGACAAUGAGAUCUGGGGACCUGGAGGUCUGGACCACAGGGGAAGGACCCUGCCCAUUGGCCCGGAUUUUCCCAUCCGAGGGAUCCAGUUCUACGAUGGGCCCAUCAACGUCCAGAACUGCACGUUCCGCAAGUUCGCGGCGCUGGACGGGCGGCACACGAGCGCGCUCGCCUUCCGCCUCAACAACGCCUGGCAGAGCUGCCCCAACAACAACGUCACCAGCAUCCACUUCCAGGAUGUCCCCAUUACUUCGAGAGUCUUCUUUGGAGAACCUGGCCCGUGGUUCAAUGAUCUGGAUAUGGAUGGUGACAAAACAUCAGUUUUUCAUGAUGUGGAUGGUUCUGUGUCAGAAUACCCGGGCUCAUACCUGAUCAAGGAGGAUAACUGGUUGAUCAAACACCCUGAGUGCAUUGAUGUGCCCGACUGGAGAGGCUCCAUCUGCAGCGGGCACUUUGCACAGAUAUACAUCCAAGCCUACAAGCCAGCCAACCUGAAAAUGAAAAUAAUAAAAAAUGACUACCACAAUCACCCACUCUACUUGGAAGGGGCUUUGAGCAAAAGCACUCAUUACCAGCAGUAUCAGCCAGUUAUAACUCUGAGGAAAGGCUACACCAUCCACUGGGACAAGACAGCCCCUGAAGAGCUGGCCAUAUGGCUCAUCAACUUCAACAAGAAUGACUGGAUCCAAGUAGGGUUUUGCUAUCCUAAAGGGACGACGUUUUCCAUUCUCUCAGACAUCCACAACCGUCUCUUGAAGAAAACAUACAAAACUGGAACCUUCUACAGAACCUCCCAAAUGGAGAAACUGGAGCACAGAUAUCCUACCAAAGGGUACUACUACUGGGAUGAGGACACUGGGCUGCUGUUCCUGAAACUCAAAGCUCAAAAUGAGAAGGAGAAAUUUGCUUUCUGCUCUGUAAAGGGCUGUGAACGAAUAAGAAUCAAAGCUGUGAUCCCAAAGACAGCUGGUGUCAGUGACUGUGAAGCCACAGCUUAUCCCAAGUACAUCGAGACUCCAAUAGUGGAAGUGCCAAUGCCAAAGAAGCUCUCUGCUGCACAACUGAAGAGCAAGGACCACCUAAUUGAAGUGAAAAUAGAAACUUAUAAGAAGCAGUACUUCCACCUGAGGGAUGACUUUGCAUACAUUGAGGUCGAGGGUGUCAGGUUUUUCCUCACUGAAGAGGGAAUCCAGCUGGUUGUGGUUGAUGGACACCAUGGAAAAGUUGUUGAUCGAGUAACAUUCAAAAACUCCAUUCUACAAGGAAUCCCAGCACAGAUAGAGAACUAUGUCAACAACAUCAAAGAUCACUCCAUAGUGCUGGUGACAUCUAAAGGAAGAUUCAUCUCAAGAGGACCAUGGACUAAAGUACUGGAGAAACUUGGAGCAGGAGAGGGUUUCAGGUUAAAAGAGAAAAUGGCUUUUGUCGGCUUCAAGGGCAGCUUCCGCCCCGUCUGGGUGAGGCUGGUCACCAGCGAGGACUCAGCUAAGAUCUACCAAGCACUGCCAGUCCCUGUGGUGAAGAAAAUGAAGCUGUGAGGACACCCUGCUGUGCCUGCUGGCCGCCAGCACUGCCCCUGGGACGGACGGACGGACAGACGGACAGACGGACAGACUGCUGCCCGCUCCGCGCCGCCGGUGUAGCAUUUUGAUGUUGUUGUUGCUGUUCAAACAGAAAUCUCACUGUAAGUAGCUAGAGUGGCCACCCGUGCCAGGAGUGCCCAGGCUGGCCCUGCUCUGCUGGGGCUGAGCAGGGGCUGAGCUGCUCCUGCAGGGGCUUGGAUCAGCGCUCCUGGACAGACUGACGUCACUGCUGCCUCUCAAGGGGAGUUCUUGGUCUGAAGACCAUCAAGGAUUGUUGCUUCUACCAGCCUCUACGUUGUCUGAAGACUUUUUCUUUUCCAUAGUGUAACUAGCUGACACGGAUGCCAGUUCAAAGACUGGUUGGCAGUCUGGGGUAGAAGGAGUGGAUCUGAGUGAUUUCCUGGAUGCUGGGACAGUAAGCAUUUCUCCUGAAGCUUCUGUGAGGUUUGAUCAAGCUCUUUGGGGUGUGUGUUGUACAUGCAGCCCACGGCACAUAGUUGGGGAAGAAAUGACAGGAGUGGACAAAACGUGCCAGCAGAGACUGAUGGAACCACCUAUUUCUGCUUCCUCAGAAAGCUGCGUUUUUCCUAUGGAUCAAGGAGUUUUAGUAGUGGUUAUGCAAACAGAAAAUUUUCCAUCACCAAGCAGCUGCAGGCUAGAAGGAGAGCAAUGUCAAUUAGCACAUGUAUUUUCUCAGCCUUUCCCAUUCAGCCUUUCCAUCUGUAUAACAAUAUUCAGGAUCAGUUUAUGGUUGCCAGCUAAAGCCAUCCCAAUUUUUGACCAGGAAUACUGGGACUUACCUUAUUCAGCAUCAAAUAGGGUGAGCUGCCCUCACCUUUCCCAGGACAUCAGAGGGAACAGGAUCAGACUGCUCUGCUGUGCUGCUUUCUGAUCCUGUCCUCAGGCUCAAGAUAUCAUGUCUUGGUCCUCCUGUAAGAGUUACAGGGAUGAGAUCGUUCCAGGUGGCUGAAGAACUAAAGUGGGAAGCCCAAUGCACUAGUUGUACCUCCUUUCCCUCUGCUUCAGACCAAUACCUGGACACUGAAGGCAGGUCAGAGUGAGUCAGGACUUCACAGGGACAGUUCUUGAAGCUGGGAAAUUAAACAUUAUCUUGUAAAACACUGAAAGCAUUUCUGGUGCUCGGUGAUAUUUCUGUCAGUUGCCCAGAAAUACCACAAAGGCGUUUCUGGAGGCUGUGGCUGUUCUAAGAAAUCUAAGGGCAGGGGGGAAGUGUGAAAGACACUGUGACAAGCUUUCCAAAGAAUGUCAGUCUUGCCAGUAAGAUUUGGACUUGUUUUCCCACUUUAUCUCUGCCUGUCCCCACUGCCACAUCAAUUAUUCCAAUUGCUGAUGGCGACUUUGUUUAUGUAAUUAAGUUGGUUUUUUCCCCACCACAGUAUCAAAAAUGCUACCUUGAAGUUAGACUAAAAAGCAAGGAUUUUGUGUGUCAUUCCAAAGGCUGGGCAGAUGCUGGUUUAAAUCAAUUGCUCUGAAUGUCAAAGCAAGCAUGAACAAAAUUUAGAUAGUACUGUAGGUUACAUUCCCCUCAAGCCUCUCCUGGGUUUUGAAACUGGAAAUGUUCUUUUCAGACUUACUACAAAAUUGUUUUGAAUUCACUGAAUGUCAUGUGUAUUUCAUGAAAAAAAAAAGAGCCAAGUGUUCCCUCCCAGCUUCCCCAACAAGAGUCUGGUAAUGGGUGCUCCUCAGGCAUUUGUGCCAUUUACAGACUGAAUGGGCAACAUUUGUAAGAGGGAAAUAAGUUAGGUUGUUUAUUCCCCAAAAUUAUGAUUGUUUGGGAAUUUCACAAAUUAUUCCAUGAAAGAGUCAGUCUCACUGGUGUUUCAACCAUGAUCAUUCAAAACUUUUAUCUGAUGUCCUGUGAUGGCCAAAAGAGUGCCAGAUCCAUGAAGUCAAGGGAAGAGGCUAGCAGGAAUUCCCUUGUCUGUCAGUUUGGGUUGUCUAAACCUUUUCCCUGCCCUGAGCCAGUGCUGGUGGAACACACUGUUCCCAGGAGAUGGACCAGAGCAGGAGCCCUUCCUUCACUUAGUAGGUGCUGGGCAGGAAAGGCAGCCCUGGGCUGUGGGAAUUGGCUUUGUACAAGCCCCAGAGCCAGGGCUGCCCUCUGCAGUGCUCCACUGGCCACAGCCAUUUCCCUCUAAGUGUGCAAACCCCCAGGAACAUCCCAGCAGCUGGGUCUCUCCCCUGGACUGCUUUGUUCAGCUUCUAGCAGCAUGCUGCCUUUGUGCUCAAGUGUAGCUUCUGAUUUUACUGUUUUGGGAAUUCUCAGGGUGAAAAUACAAGACUUGGCUCCAGGAAAAACCUUUUUCUCUUCCUUUCCUAAAAAAGCUCACCUUAUUAAGAGAGCAAAGUUGAGCAGCUCGUCCUGUGAUGCCGAGUUUGUCACAUGGGGCUUGUUUUGGAGCUGGGGAGGGUCUGUGCUGUGCAGGGAAUCACUGCAGGCUGCCAGCCACAGGGAAAUGCCCAGGAGCCAGCCCUGUGUCCUCUGGAGACAGAAUGGAGCUGGUGCCAUGGGCAUUGGUGAUAAAUCAUUCCUGCCUGGUCUCUGGCUGUUGCAGACACUGCAUGUGCACACCCUGAGCAGUGAAUUCCCAGUGCUCAUCCCCACCCCACACAGUCCCUGCACCAGCUGCAGUGACCCUCUCUGCAAGGUUCUGUAUCUGCAGAUGUUUCCAUGUUUGCCUACACAGUUGCCAUUGGUGGAGUGAGGUUUUUUUGAUUGCAUUUUGUUUGUUUGUCUCUUUGUUUGUUCGGAUGUUUGGGUUUUAUUGCCUCUGUUCAAUUGCUUGUUUUACCUGUUGCCGAAACAGCUGGUCCUUUUUCGGAGUUAGAUGUUUGUACAUUUUCUUAUAGACUUUCCAAGGAAAAAAAAAAAAAGAUAUAUUUUCUAUUAAUUUAUUACAAUGGCACUAAGACAACUAAAUUGCAGACAUAUGAAGCAUUUUCACUGCAGUUGAGCAUUGUCCAGUUUGUUAAGGAGGUUGGCAAUGUGUCUUUUCUGAUAAUCUGCUUUGCACUUGAAAGCUCUCUAUGUCCACAGACCGUGGUGGUGCAUUGACUGUCUGGUUUAUGAUGACAAGAGCUCUUGGGACGUUGUUUCCAAAAGAUUGUGGCUUACAACUGAAAUAACACGUAGUUGUUUGGAGUACACAAUGUUUAUCAAAAUAAAUAUUCAGUGCAAAUUUCUUAUUUUA